AUGUCCACCGAAGGCAAGACCAUUACCUGCAAGGCCGCCGUCGCCUGGGACGCAGCAAAGGACCUCAGCAUCGAAGACAUCGAAGUGGCACCGCCCAAGGCGCACGAGGUCCGCAUUCAAAUCUACUACACCGGUGUCUGUCAUACGGAUGCGUACACACUCAGCGGCAAGGAUCCGGAGGGUGCCUUCCCCAUCGUGCUUGGACAUGAGGGUGCUGGUGUCGUCGAGAGCGUGGGCGAGGGUGUCACGAAUGUGAAGAAGGGAGACUGUGUCGUCGCGCUAUACACACCGGAAUGCCGCGAAUGCAAGUUCUGCAAGUCUGGCAAGACCAACCUUUGUGGUAAGAUCCGAGCAACACAGGGCAAAGGCGUGAUGCCGGAUGGCACUUCCCGCUUCAAGUGCAAAGGCAAAGAGCUCCUCCACUUCAUGGGCACAUCGACUUUCUCGCAGUACACCGUCGUUGCCGACAUCUCCGUCGUGGCCAUCACAAAGGACGCGCCAAUGGACAGGACAUGCUUGCUAGGCUGCGGUAUCACUACUGGCUACGGCGCCGCGGUCAUCACAGCCGGACACGGUGGUGUUGAGAAAGGCUCCACCGUCGCUGUAUUCGGUGCGGGCUGUGUCGGUCUCAGUGUGAUUCAGGGCGCGGUUAAGAAUGGUGCGAGCAAAAUCAUCGUUGUAGACGUCAACGAUGCGAAGAAGAAUUGGGCGGAGAAGUUUGGCGCCACCCACUUUGUGAACCCGGCCAAGGACUUGAAGGAGGGCGAGACGAUCCAGCAGAGAUUGGUCGAUAUGACCGAUGGUGGGCUGGACUAUACCUUCGACUGCACGGGCAAUGUCCACGUGAUGAGGAGUGCGCUUGAGGCUUGCCACAAGGGCUGGGGCGAGAGCAUCAUUAUUGGUGUCGCCGCUGCAGGCCAGGAGAUCAGCACGAGACCAUUCCAACUUGUCACGGGCCGACGCUGGAAAGGCUGCGCAUUCGGCGGCGUCAAGGGGCGCACUCAGCUUCCCGAUCUAGUCGACGACUACAUGACCGGCAAGCUCAAGGUCGACGAGUUCAUUACUCACCGUCAACCGCUAUCUGGCAUCAACCAAGCGUUCAGCGACAUGAAGGCCGGCGAUUGUAUACGCUGCGUGGUGGACAUGAGAAAGGAGUAG
This is a messenger RNA of Baudoinia panamericana UAMH 10762, 1158 nucleotides long. RefSeq lists its product as uncharacterized. NCBI's taxonomy places the organism in Eukaryota, Fungi, Ascomycota, Dothideomycetes, Mycosphaerellales, Teratosphaeriaceae. The coding region runs from base 1 to 1158 and encodes 385 amino acids. Gene Ontology annotation, cellular component: cytosol. The transcript is spliced from 3 exons. Gene Ontology annotation, molecular function: zinc ion binding; S-(hydroxymethyl)glutathione dehydrogenase [NAD(P)+] activity. Gene Ontology annotation, biological process: formaldehyde catabolic process. The record is from RefSeq and is a predicted model, not a curated record.